AACUCCCCGGCUGCGAACCAGAUGCCCCCGGAAAACGAUGAUCUCGGUAACCUGGGCAUUGCCGGCGCCAUGGAGCUAGUCAGCCAGGCUUUAGGGUUGGGUUCCUUGGAAGCAGACGAGUCUAUGCAUGAGUAUUUGUCGGAAGAUGCGAUUUUCAGGAAGGGUGUUGCAUCCUUUUCUUUGAUCUUUGAAUUCUGCUGUUGCCUUCCAUCCUCCAACGAUGAACGAUGCGCUUCCCAUUCGCCUUUUCAGAUGCUCGAUCUCGCCUUGCAGCUGAGUCUUCAGGAUCAUGGUGGUCCGGGGACAGCGGCCCUCAUUGCCGAAGAGCAGGAGUCUCGAGCCUCUGGUCAAAACGCUCCACUACCAGCUAACACUCCUUCUCGAUCCUCUCCUUCAAGCACUGUUGUGCCGAGAAACAAUCAGCCGACCAUUCCGCUCUCCGCUGCGGGCACUGCUCCCAAUGAGAGGCAGCAAGCAGUGUUGGAAGAACAAAGACCCUCGGCUGUCUCGGGUUGCUCGAAUCCAGCCCGACCGGAAGGUACCAAUGUCUCCAAUGCAUUUGAACCGUCACAGGCAUCACCGUCGUCGGCGGCGGAGAGAAGGUCGUCCACAGACGCGGCGGCGCCGUCAUCAAUACCUCCUCCGCCUCCUCCCCGUUCAUCUCAGCGCACGUCCCUGGUAGAGCAUCCUUGA
Dibothriocephalus latus is the source of this 693-nucleotide messenger RNA. NCBI's taxonomy places the organism in Eukaryota, Metazoa, Platyhelminthes, Cestoda, Diphyllobothriidea, Diphyllobothriidae. The record is from the annotation of a GenBank genome assembly.